AUGGCCGAAUCAACAGACCCCCAGCCUCUUCCCUAUGUUCCCCUCCAACCCUUCAACAAUGACUCCCUCGCGACGGGCGGCGACUCGCUGCUCUACGACCUCAACGUCUUCUACAAUGCGGGCGAUAUUGCGUGGAUGAUAACCUCCACCGCACUUGUCUUGCUCAUGAUUCCAGGCGUUGGCUUCUUCUACUCUGGUUUGGCGCGGCGAAAGUCCGCCUUGUCGCUGUUAUGGCUGUCUGUCAUGGCCACCGCAGUCGUCUCUUUCCAAUGGUUCUUCUGGGGCUACUCCCUGACUUUCUCCCACAAGGCGGGAAGGUACAUCGGAGCCCUCGAUAACUUUGGCUUCAAGGAUGUCCUCGCCGCCCCCUCAGUCGGCAGCCCCCGCAUCCCCGACUUACUAUUCGCUGUGUAUCAGGGCAUGUUCGCCGCCAUCACUGUUGCUUUAGCUGUUGGUGCUGUCGCCGAGCGCGGCAAAAUGCUCCCCUGCGUUAUCUACAUGUUUGUUUGGACCACUGUCGUCUACGACCCGAUUGCCUGCUGGACCUGGAACCCCAAGGGCUGGGUGUACCAGAUGGGCGGUCUGGACUUUGCUGGAGGAACCCCUGUCCAUAUCGCCUCCGGCACCGCGGCGCUGGCUUACUCGUACAUGCUCGGAAAGAGAAGGGGCCAUGGUACUCAGGAACUCAACUACCGCCCGCACAACGUCACUCACAUCGUCAUCGGUACUGUCUUCCUCUGGGUGGGAUGGUUCGGCUUCAACGCCGGUUCAGCGUUGUCCGCCAACCUCCGCGCCGUCAUGGCUGCCGUGGUCACCAACCUGGCUGCGUGUGUCGGCGGCAUGACGUGGUGCCUCGUUGAUUACCGUCUGGAACGUAAGUGGUCCACCGUGGGCUUCUGCUCGGGGGUGAUUGCUGGACUGGUCGCAAUCACACCUGGAUCGGGUUAUGUGCCCGCCUGGGCCGCGGUUGUUUACGGUGUCUGCGGUGGCAUUGCUUGCAACUACGCUACGAAGCUGAAGUACUUCCUUCGCUGUGACGACGCUCUUGACAUCUUCGCUGUUCAUGCCGUUGGCGGUUUCGUUGGCAACAUCUGCACUGCUUUCUUUGCUGCGGACUACAUAGCGCAUCUUGAUGGCUUCAACCACAUCGAUGGUGGCUGGUUGAACCACCACUGGAUUCAGCUGGCUUACCAACUCGCCGACUCAGUUUCUGGAGGCGCUUACUCGUUUGGCGGAACCUGCAUUAUUCUAGGCUGCUUGGACGGCAUUGGAAAGUUCGUGCCGGCUCUGAAACUUCGUGCCACCGAAGAGGAGGAGGUCCUGGGUAUCGAUGAUGUGGAGAUUGGCGAGUUUGCUGUAAGCCUUCCACCCCCUAUAACCACUUGA
This is a messenger RNA of Mytilinidion resinicola, 1386 nucleotides long. Its product is annotated as ammonium transporter 1. Gene Ontology annotation, biological process: ammonium transmembrane transport. The coding region runs from base 1 to 1386 and encodes 461 amino acids. Gene Ontology annotation, molecular function: ammonium channel activity. Gene Ontology annotation, cellular component: plasma membrane. Lineage: Eukaryota; Fungi; Ascomycota; Dothideomycetes; Mytilinidiales; Mytilinidiaceae. The transcript has 5 exons. The record is from RefSeq and is a predicted model, not a curated record.